Penicillium manginii is the source of this 1101-nucleotide messenger RNA. RefSeq lists its product as uncharacterized. The coding region runs from base 1 to 1101 and encodes 366 amino acids. The transcript is spliced from 2 exons. NCBI's taxonomy places the organism in Eukaryota, Fungi, Ascomycota, Eurotiomycetes, Eurotiales, Aspergillaceae. The record is from RefSeq and is a predicted model, not a curated record.
AUGGAACUCAAAGGACUCGCAAACUUAGCCCGGGGCCAACCGGGCAUUCUCCACCAUAUUGUGAGUCGUUCUUCUCCAUCUGCAUCUCCAUCUCCAUCUCCACCUCCAACCUUGUCUCAUUCGAAUUCACCCGCGGCUCCCCCCCGCAAACCCCACACCCUGAUCUUCGUCGGCGGCCUAGGCGACGGCCUCGCCUCUGUCGAAUACCUCGGCGACAUCGUCCGCGCCCUCGACGCAACAGAAUGGACCGUCUUCAAUCUAAUCCUCUCCUCCUCCUACGGAGGCUGGGGCAUGGGCCGACUAGGCAAGGACAUCGACGAGAUCGCCCAAACAGUAAACUACGUCCGCGAAUACAAGACCCCCGUCUACGGCUCCGGCAAGGUAGUCAUCAUGGGCCACUCAACCGGCUCCCAAGACGUAAUGCACUACCUCAACUGUCCCAAUCCCCGACCCGCGCACCCGGUCUUUGACAAAGGCUGCCCGGGUGUGCUGCGUCCCCAGGUCGACGGCGCAAUCAUGCAAGCACCCGUUUCAGACCGCGAGGGUAUCCUUUGGGUAAUCAAGUGCGGCACGGCGAGAGAUAGCCCCGAAGCAAUGCGCGAACUAUACAAUAAAGCCGUCGCCGAUGCGCGGAAACACACAUACGAAGACAACGACUCGGUCGACACUGUCGUGCCGCUCUCCGUCACCGGACGAAUCGGUUACCCUCCCACGGCACCGGUCAGCAGUCGGCGGUUUUUGAGCCUCGUUAGUCCCGAUUCGCCGAAGGCACCGGAGGAAGAUGAUCUGUUCAGCUCGGAUUUGAGUGAUGCGCAGCUUGAUAAGACGUUUGGCCAGGUUGCGGGCCGGGGACUGUUGGGUCAUAAGUUGUUGGUGUUGUAUUCUGGUCGCGAUGCGUCUGUUCCGCCUUGGGUGAAUAAGGAGGCGCUUAUUAAGAGGUGGGAGAAGGCUAUUAAUACUGAGGAGCGGGAGUAUUGGGAUCGGAGGAGUAUGGUCAUUCCUGGGGCUUCUCACGCGUUGAGUGAUGAUGAUCAGGCGGAGCCGAGGAGGAUUCUUGUUCGGCAGGUUACGUCUUAUUUGAAGGAUAUUGAAAGCUCGUGA